Molecule: messenger RNA, 2501 nt
Organism: Rhopalosiphum maidis (corn leaf aphid)
Lineage: Eukaryota; Metazoa; Arthropoda; Insecta; Hemiptera; Aphididae
Product: cullin-2-like
Exons: 11
Coding region: 230-2440 (736 amino acids)
Biological process (GO): protein ubiquitination; SCF-dependent proteasomal ubiquitin-dependent protein catabolic process
Cellular component (GO): Cul2-RING ubiquitin ligase complex; SCF ubiquitin ligase complex
Molecular function (GO): ubiquitin protein ligase binding
Source: RefSeq, a predicted model, not a curated record
AGGCGGACGAAACACACACCUAGCAAACAAUAAUAAUAUUAUCGAACGCCGGCGUUUAAGACGAAUAUAUAUUGUGUGAUGAUUGAAAUAUAAAAACAACGCUUCUUCAAUCGUAUCGAUUUACUGCAGCAGAUCGUAAACCGACGCUUUCGGUUUUGUUGGAAUUACAACUAUUGGAUACAAUACUAUUAUCAAGUAAUAGGUUCGCCAGUUAAAAAUUUCAACAAAUAUGGUAUUAAGACCAGGACCAGUAGACUUUAAAGAAAAAUGGAAGGAAUUAGAACAGACUGUUCAUGGUAUCUUAAGACAAGACAAAAUUCCUAGGGAUGAAUGGUAUACACGCUUUAAUGACAUUUACGCUAUGUGUGGGGCCUAUCCAGAACCUCACCAUUAUGAACUUUAUGAUUCAACAAAGUCGUUACUAGAGAAACAUGUAAUUAAACUAUUGUCUAUUGUUCAAACUGAAAGUACUGAAAAUCUGUUACAAGAUUAUUAUACACAAUGGCAGAAUUAUAGAAAAAGUGUCAAUCAUUUAAAUUCACUGUACCAGUACUUUAAUAUGAUGAAUGUUUCAAAACAUAAUUUGCUUGAAUUAACUUGUCAACAACCUAAUCCAAACGAACCUCAACAUAUGAUGAUUGGAGAACUGGGAUUUGAUAUAUGGAAAUGCCAUAUGAUUGUACCACUAAAAGACAGUAUGCCCAAAAUAUUAUUGGAUGAGAUUGACAAACCAAGACAUAACAUAUCUAUGUCCACAACUUUGAGUAUUAUUGGUGGUAUUCUUAAUUCAUUUGUAGAAGUUGAGGAGUCCAAUAAACAUUCACUUAAAUUAUAUCAAAGUUAUUUUGAGAAACCUUUUUUGGAGAAAGCUAGUGAAUAUUUCAAAUUUGAAGCUUCAAAAUUGUUAAAAAAAUGCACAGUGUCUCAAUAUAUGGUUGAAGUAUUACAAAUAAUGAAAGAAGAAGGAUUUAGAUCAAAAACAUAUUUUCAUGAGAGCACUUAUAACAAAUUGCAAUUAAAGUGUCGUCAACAUAUGGUUAUUGAUUGUUUAAGUUUUUUAAGAGGAGAGUUUGAAGCAAUUAUUAAAGAAGAGCGAUUAGAUGACAUGCAAAAUAUUUAUUUAAUUUUACGAGAAGUUAAAGAAGAAUCUCUCUUAUUAGCUAAAAUUUUCAGAAAACAUGUACAACAACAUGGGAUUAAGGUCAUAAAAUCUUUAAAAAAAUAUCAAAUACAUGUACAUUUUGUUGAGGAGGUAUUGGAUUUACAUAAAAAAUAUAAAACUAUUGUCAUAGAAAAGUUCAACAAUGAUUUUUUAUUCAGUGAAGCUCUUGAUAGAGCUUUUUCAAUAAUCAUAAAUUAUAAACUAGUAGAAAAUCAACCAUCAAAGUCGCCAGAAUAUUUAUCAGAAUACUGUGAUAAUUUACUGAAAAAAUCGUAUAAAGGCAUAUCCGAGGCUGAAAUUGAUCACAAACUAUCACAGUCUAUUACAAUAUUUAAUUAUUUACAUGAUAAAGAUAUAUUCCACAGAAUCUAUCAAAGGAAUCUGGCCAAACGGUUAAUAUUUCAACUAACCCAGUCCAUAGACGAAGAAGAAGCAAUGAUCAACAAAUUGAAACAAGCUAGUGGUUACGAAUUUAUAAAUAAAUUACAUCGAAUGUUUACUGAUAUCAGAGUAUCAGAAGGACUAAAUACACAAUUUCAUAAUGAAUUCCUUAAAGAAAGCAAAUUAAAGAAAUUAGAUUUCUCUUUUUCUACUUAUGUAUUGCAAACUGGAGCUUGGCCUUUGACAUUAACAACUGAAUCAUCGUUUGUUAUUCCUAAACAACUAAUGGCUUGUGUAGAAAAUUUUGAACUGUUCUACAGUGAAAAAUUUAAUGGACGGAAAUUAACAUGGCUUCAUCAUCAAUCCCAAGGUGUAUUAAAAUUGAAUUAUCUACCAAAAAUGUAUAUUGUGACACUGCAGAUGUUUCAAAUGUCGAUCAUGUUACUAUUUGAAGAUUGUAAUACGUUGAAAUACUCUGAAAUUAACAAUAUACUUAAAUUAAACAAUGAUCAAUUUCAAAGACACAUCAAUAGCUUAAUAGAAUGUAAAUUAUUAAUGCUGGACGGCGAUAAUGUUACAUUGAACAUGGCAUUUACUAAUAAACGUACAAAAUUGCAUAUAACAUCAUCUGUCCAAAAAGACCCACCACAAGACAUUCAACAUACUAUUAAUUCUGUCAAAGAUGAUCGUAAAGUAUAUUUACAGGCUAAUAUUACUCGAAUAAUGAAAGUGCGCAAAACAUUGAAAUAUACUCAACUUGUGAAUGAGAUAUUUUCCCAACCAAAUACAUUUGCACCAUCCACUGUACUUAUAAAAAGAACCAUCGAAAUAUUAAUUGAUAAAGGAUAUCUAUCACGUACUCCAAAUGUAUCUGAUGAAUACAAUUAUGUUGCUUAGUAUGUUUUAAACAAAAAUAUUAAUUUACAGUGGAUUCCGCCUAAUGUGGGCACCAGUUAAU